GAAGCAGAGACACGUUUUCAGCAUCGCUGCAGAGACGAUGCUGCUGCUGCUGCAUGCUGGGAAACACCCAGCUCUGGUUCUGGUUCUGGUUCUGCCUGGUUCCAGGACGCAGCAGGUCAGCAGCCUGGUUCUGUCUGACCCAAACGGACCGAUGCACCGACUGCUGCUGGAAUUAUUGAUGUGAGGCGCAAAGAGGAACCAGGGGCUGAAAACUUUAAUGUUCACUAAGCGGUUCUGAUCCAACCGGGUAUGGAUGAACCAGCCCGGUUCAGAAGUUCUGCUCCAGGUCUUCCAUUGCUGUAAUGUGUGGUUCUGAACUGGUUCUGGUUCUGGUGAUACUAACCAGCACUGGUACCAUAAAGCUCAAACUCUCAGCUGGUCCAGAUCCAGAUCAGGUAGCAGAACCAGAACCAGCGCCUCCAUUCCAACAGGAAGUGCAACACGCUCCAACAGGAAGUUCAACCAUUAUAAACAGGAAGUGCAACACGCUCCAACAGGAAGUUCAACCAUUCCAACAGGAAGUGCAACACGCUCCAACAGGAAGUUCAACCAUUCCAACAGGAAGUGCAACACGCUCCAACAGGAAGUUCAACCAUUCCAACAGGAAGUGCAACACGCUCCGACAGGAAGCGCGACCCAUUACGGAAACCCUGAAAACAUCCUGGAACAGAAACACACAAACACCAACAAGAGGGAAGAAAGCAGGAUGUUCCCAGAUCCAUGCCAGGAAACUCUGGAGUGGAGGAGGCCUGCAGGAAGGUGGCGCUCUCUUCGUAAAAACAAAAUGGAGGACGCAGCGAUGGAGUGACCCCACCCAACCUGGUCAUCAACCGGAUGCCAAGCAUGAGGCGACAGUGGAGAGAAACAGGAAACCAGAACGUCCAUCAGAACCAGAACCCAAACCGGACCCCUGCUGGGAGCAACAGGCGGUUCCACCAGAACCAACCUGAACAGUGUGGAUUCUGGUCAGAACCAGAACAAACGUUUCUCUGGACCUGCAGGAUGUUUCAGGUGUUCAGAAACAGCCGACCUGCAGUAAAGGUAGAUUUUAUCUGCUGUGUUUUUGUUUCUGCAGGGAGCUGUUGCUAGGCAACCAGUAGGAAGUAUAAAGGUCCCGUUUCAGGAAAUGACCUCCCAGUUUACCCAUUAAAACCAUCAACUGUCAAAUUUUACUUUCCCUUCAAGUGCAAAAUAAAAAGCCGUAGCAGUUGCUGAACCGGACCGGACCGGACCCUGCAGCUUCCAGAACAAACAGGUCCAACGGGUCGAAGAGCUGCAGCAGCUUUGGACCCGGCCCACUCCAUUGGAACCAGAACCAGUGGGACAGAACAAACUGGGAGCAAUGGGAGCUGUGGGGCUCCGCCGACCCGCUGCGACAGCACCGCCUGCUUCCUGUCUUUGUUCAGAA
This is a messenger RNA of Xiphophorus maculatus (southern platyfish), 1408 nucleotides long. RefSeq lists its product as uncharacterized. The record is from RefSeq and is a predicted model, not a curated record. The transcript has 4 exons. Lineage: Eukaryota; Metazoa; Chordata; Actinopteri; Cyprinodontiformes; Poeciliidae. Bases 303 to 950 code for a protein of 215 amino acids.